Messenger RNA from Lodderomyces orthopsilosis Co 90-125, 405 nucleotides. RefSeq lists its product as uncharacterized. The transcript has 2 exons. Gene Ontology annotation, biological process: intronic box C/D snoRNA processing; nuclear-transcribed mRNA catabolic process, RNase MRP-dependent; tRNA processing. NCBI's taxonomy places the organism in Eukaryota, Fungi, Ascomycota, Pichiomycetes, Serinales, Debaryomycetaceae. Gene Ontology annotation, cellular component: ribonuclease MRP complex; nucleolar ribonuclease P complex. Gene Ontology annotation, molecular function: ribonuclease MRP activity. The coding region runs from base 1 to 405 and encodes 134 amino acids. The record is from RefSeq and is a predicted model, not a curated record.
AUGAGCCUACGGGAUCAGAACAGAACAGAAAAGCUUCCUAAAGAUAAUGGUGAUAAAGACUGGCUCUAUUUAAACCUUGAGAUUUUUCCGGAUCCGAUAAUAAACCAGGACAAAGCCAAAUUGACAAAAUAUGAACAGAUUGACAUUGAUUUGAUAACAUGGAGGACUUUAAUUAUGAUCAGUUUGAAUAAAAUGUAUGGCUUGAUUGGAGAGUCAUCGCCAUUUGAAAUACCCGCUGAAUUGUCAUCGAAGUCAAUUAUCCUCAAGAUUCAAACAGAAGACAAGGAAAAGUUUAAUAACAGUUUAUUGAGCUAUACUUUCAACUUGAACAAGUAUACUGAGUUGGAUUUGAACUGCUACAUAAAGAUUAAGAAGAGUGCUCACUACGUUGCUUUAGUGAUGUGA